ACGCGUAUGAGCAUGCCUUCCACGCCCGAACAUAAACAAAGGCAGGACGUUGCGCUGCAAUAAACUCUCCUCUCCUGGUAUUUUAUAUGCUAACAGUACCGCCAAAUUGGAGAGCGACUUAUUUUUGGAGCCAUGGAAAAGGCAUUAUUGAUGCGAGUGAGUGUAUUUACCGACCAAGGAGGCAGGAAAUACAUGGAAGAUGUGACCGAGGUCAUAGUAGAGCCCGAGCCGGGAGAAGAUGAGCCGACCUCGGGAGAGCCAGAGGAGAGCAGUGGGGGAGACUGCACGGUCAAUUACCUGGCUGCGGACACGCAUCCAGACCGGACUGGUGAAACCGCCGUGUCCCCACAGGUUUCAGAUACAUCAUGUGAAUCUGUGCAAACGGAAGACCAAAGUAUUUUAGUGGACACAUCUUUAUCGGGAGGUCAGAGCCCACCGCGAGCUCAGGAGAGCUAUGCGAGUCCUUCCCGCCGUUCCGUGGCGUUCUUCGCAGUAUUUGACGGGCACGGAGGUCGCGAGGCUGCGCAGUUUGCACGAGACUAUUUGUGGGAGUUCAUGAAAAAGCAGCGGGGGUUCUGGUCUGACUGUGACCGGGAGGUCUGCUCUGCCAUACGCAAAGGAUUUGUAGCCUGCCACCACGCUAUGUGGAAAAAGCUACCCGAAUGGCCAAAGACACUCACAGGCCUUCCUAGCACAUCGGGCACCACAGCCAGUGUAGUUUUCAUACGAGGAAAUCGCAUGUAUGUGGCCCACGUUGGGGACUCGGCAGUGGUUCUAGGGAUCCAGGAUGACCCCUCAGUCCCAUUCAUCAGAGCUGUGGAAGUCACACAAGACCACAAACCUGAACUACCCAGAGAGAGGGAGCGUAUUGAAGGUCUGGGAGGGAGUGUUAUCAAGAAGUCUGGAGUGAACCGGGUGGUCUGGAAGAGGCCAAGGCUGAGUCACAACGGCCCAGUCCGUCGGAGCACUGUCAUUGACCAGAUACCAUUCUUGGCAGUAGCCCGAGCUCUAGGUGAUCUGUGGAGCUAUGACUUCUACAGCGGAGAGUUUGUGGUUUCUCCAGAGCCAGACACUAGCGUGGUGAUCCUUGAUCCCAGAAAACAUCGCUACAUCAUCCUGGGCAGCGACGGUCUGUGGAACAUGGUGCCACCUCAAGAGGCUAUCUCCAUGUGUCAGAACAACAAUGAGGCAAUGGCACCAUGUGGGGUAUCGAGUGCCCGGCAGCUUGUCAGCCAUGCUCUGCUGCGGUGGCGCCAGCGCAUGUUGCGUGCUGACAACACCAGCGCCAUUGUAAUCGCCCUGCAGGAGCCUGGGACCUCCCAGGACACGCUGCACCUUGAGGAGGUGCUGCUGGACCUAGCCAAGGUGUCCCAGUGUCCUCCUACCUCAGUAUCCCGCGCUGACACUCCUCUCCUUCAGCAGCGGCCUCAAGAGGAAGACUCUCUCUCUGCCAUGUGCGAGCUCCUCCCUGCCUUGGAGCGACGGGACGGCCUAUCAGGAAGCAACAGCCUGUACCACAUGACUCUGUCUGACGCAUUCACCUUGACUCCACUGGGUCCUAACAGUAGUGCUGAGUUGCCCAGUCAGUCCAGUCCCACUGACAGGACAACUGGCAGCAGGACACCCAACAGCAAAAGAACUAUUGGCGGCUCAUCAUCCGGCCUGUCGGCUAAGAAGGCCAGGCGCAGGACUGCCAACAGGCUGCCGCUAGUCCAACACAACGCAGAGAAAAAACAGAAGGAUUCCAAUAACGUCUCCCCUAUUCUCCAGAAGCAUAACAAGCCCACAGUGUGUGUGUGCUGAAACACACACACACACACACACACACACACACAUCAACCUGCCGCCUCCCACUAUCAACCUUGUCUCCAGUGAAAUUGUUGUGGAAAGACUUUUCUCCGUGCUAGCACCAGUACAAUAGUCUUUUGAAAACUUAAGGAGUGCUAAUUUUCAAAAGACCUUUUGUGUCUUUGUGUUUCAAAAUACCUGAAAUGCUGAUUAAAUGUGUCCUACGCCACCUCUUUCUGGUAACCGUUGUAAGAAAUAAGUAUGGCUAACGAUGCUUGUGUAAAUAUAAUGCGUUUUAUUGUUCAGAUUGAGUACGUCAAACUGUUCAUUUAAAACAAAAAUAUAUAUUUUUUAAACCUUCUUUUAUUGUUCGAUGAUAAAACAUGAAAAUUUAGAUGAGCUCCACCACAGCUUUCAUCUCCGAUUCACUCCAUAUAACAUUGUGUGUGCACACCCUGUUACAAACAUAUUUAUGUAUUUUAUUUAAUCACUGGAGAUUUGUCUUGAAUUUAAACUGAAGGUGCUGCUACAGUCACAAACCAGUAGGCUACUACAUUGUGUAUAUUGAUAUAUAAAUAUAUUGGUGUUAGCAGUAGCAUUUUUCUUCUUUAAGAGUAUGCAUGUGACCUAACACAUGUGCCCCUUUUUGAGGUUUCAAAUUGGAAGGUUUUAAUUGCACAUAGCUUCUAUAUUUCUGACAAUGCCUCUCAGCAGCCUUCUGCUGAAGCUUUAGCAGAAGUUGGUAUGUCUGCCUCUACAAUGAUGCAUUUUUCCCCUCUGAGUUUGCUACGUCCAUGGCUCUAAAAAAACAAAAACAAGACUUUGUUUCUGAGGAACCGACACAAAACCUGAUGUUUACAAUCAAUGUUUUGUCAAUAUUUUGUGCUGCCAGACUUCCAUUGUGGCUGCACUGGAUGUAUCAGUGUAGUGAUGUCACAUUGUCUGUUCAACCAUACAUCUGUGAGAAAAAUGCUCCAUCUCAAGCAUGUUGGGCUCUACAUACGGGAUUGUGUCACACCAACGGUCCAUCCUGCUACUUUGAUUUAUCUUGUUUGCAACAAGGCAAUAGCUGUUUUUCCUCAAAGGUUUCUUUGGCAUUUCCAUAUAGACGCUGUUGUCCCUCCAUGCUGCAGCUUUAGUUGUAUGGUGGUUACGGAUGUAUGCACAAGGCUCAUUUGUGAGUAAACACACAACGCAUGGACUUCCUAAGAGAAUAUUUUUGCACUAUUAUGGUGACCUUAUUAUCUUUGAUAAGUGUUUUUUUUUUUUUUUUUUUGAAAAUGAUGCAACUAGGAAUGAAUGAGAUGAUUUGAGUCUCAGCAAAUGUAGGAUAUUUGAGGUAAAAUAAUUUUAACUUUCAUAAGUAGAAGAGAAUCCUCAUUAAUCUGAGUAGAGUAGCCCCCUUUCACCUCUGAUGGUUUUGUUACAGAACAGACAGUGUAUGAUUUUUAGAUGAGAAAUAUUCACUGCAAAAUAAUAAUGACCAUUACACAAAUAUAACAGAUGUCUCAAUCUUUGUAAAACCUUGUUACAUGAUGUAUUUUCAUUGAGCUAAGUGCAAUUUCUAAGAGAAAUUAGUAGCAUUAUGGAUUGGUUAAAAUAUUGUACAAGGAGUGAUAAUGUUGAUGUUUGACACGUUCUCUCUGCAAAUACAGUCUGUAAUCUUUGAUCGGGAUUACUCUGAUUUUUAUGUGUGUGUUUUCUUUUGGUUUUUUUUAAGAUUUCUCAAUGGCAUCCCUGAUUCGGAUGGCUGUGCUAACAGCCUAAAGUGCAUGUGUACAGUGUAAAUGUGAACAACACUUUGGAAAUGAACCUAUUUAAAUAAAAAGCACUCUGAAGUACAGUGAU
Molecule: messenger RNA, 3636 nt
Organism: Perca fluviatilis (European perch)
Lineage: Eukaryota; Metazoa; Chordata; Actinopteri; Perciformes; Percidae
Gene: ppm1da
Product: protein phosphatase, Mg2+/Mn2+ dependent, 1Da
Exons: 6
Coding region: 133-1803 (556 amino acids)
Biological process (GO): protein dephosphorylation
Cellular component (GO): nucleus; cytosol
Molecular function (GO): cation binding; mitogen-activated protein kinase binding; protein serine/threonine phosphatase activity
Source: RefSeq, a predicted model, not a curated record